This is a messenger RNA of Dentiscutata heterogama, 428 nucleotides long. The record is from the annotation of a GenBank genome assembly. NCBI's taxonomy places the organism in Eukaryota, Fungi, Glomeromycota, Glomeromycetes, Diversisporales, Gigasporaceae.
AAUUAGGUCAAGACAAAGCGCAAGCAAUUAUAGACGAAAUUACAAAAGCAUACGAAUGCGCCGGACAAGUCGGAUUUCCUCCUCAAUAUGGUUAUAUUCAUGGUAUGAUUCCUACUGUCGUUGCGCCAGUAGUUAAUGCUCCACCUUACGGUCAACCACCAAGUUCUGCUUUCGUGAGACCCGGAGGUCUGGGUGCGCCAGGCGUAUUACCGUUUCAACCACCACAAGGGGCACCUGCUUCUUCAGGAAACGUGCCGCAACCUGAGACUUCUUCACCGCCAUCGUCAGUGAAUGCGCCGACUGGUCCUCCUCCGCCAGGUGCAUUACCACCUCCAGGAGGAUCUGCUUCAUUUAAUGCUCCCAAUUUACCGCCACAAUAUCCACCCGGACAACCUCCUAGGGGUGUUAAAAGGCAGAUGGAAGAAUAA